Messenger RNA from Pseudozyma hubeiensis SY62, 4308 nucleotides. RefSeq lists its product as hypothetical. The coding region runs from base 1 to 4308 and encodes 1435 amino acids. The transcript has a single exon. NCBI's taxonomy places the organism in Eukaryota, Fungi, Basidiomycota, Ustilaginomycetes, Ustilaginales, Ustilaginaceae. The record is from RefSeq and is a predicted model, not a curated record.
AUGCUUCUUCCUCCCUCGGCCCGACCGAUCAUACGCCGCAUCGUCUCGGAUCGCGAUCAUCCGCACAGCACCCAAUCACUUCCGACCACCGGCACCAUCCGUCCCAACCUGUGGAAUGCCGUACGUCAGCGCGUGCGCGUCACGUCGGCUCUGAGGGAUUCAGUCGAUCCUUCGAAACGCCGAUCUCGCGCUUUUGAGGACGAGCGCACGUUUGAUGAUGAAGGCAUCACCUCGGACACUCUCCGUACCGACAUCGACCAUCUGCUCGCACCAGGGCAAUAUCAAGAGCAGUGGCAAUCGCUAGCACAUCUAUUCGACGAUGGUACGGACUCGUCCCAGUCAAGGCCGCGACAGAGCAGAAAGAGCAAACGUCUCUCCAUGGCUGUGUCGGGACGAACGGCUUCGACUUCGCCAGCCCUCGUCUCAGCCGUAUUCACUCCAGCUCCUCGACCUGGCUUGCCACAGCGGGCAGGCUCUUCUUACGCCGGGGAAAACGAACAGGACAAUCCUGAUGACUCGCUCGCAAGCUUCGCAGGACCUUCGUCCCUAAAGGGCAAGUCAAGCUUCAAGCUUCGCCAUCGCCCGUCUCCUUCCUCUACGGAGCACCGUACCGCAGACAAGAGCACGGUUCCCACAGCACCAUCACCGUCGAAACCCGAUCCCAAAACCCAGUCCAGCCUAGAUGACCUUUUUGUUCACCGCAGCUCGCUCAGCGAAGAGCCAACCAGCGUCUUAACCGACGACCCCGAUCAAACUCCGCUCGGCGAGGACCCGCUCCUGUACUCCACCCAAGAACAUCUUCUGGACAGCGAGACCGAAUCGGAAUCCGACACUGAGAGCGAAAGCGAUAGCGACAGCGACAACCGACAUGUUCAGGGAAGGGCGUUUGUUGGCAAAGUGAGCCGCUCGAUAUCAUACGCAAGCUACAGCGGCUCCGGCGUGCGCAACGGCGGCGACCCGUCGACGUCGGCCCAAUCCUCCGGUGCCUCGACAGGCCGGACCGCAUCUUUUCGAGCCGCUGUUCGUUCAGCGAUGUCUUUCCUGAACGGAUCAAAACUUACUCCUCUUCAAAGAAGCAUCUUCAAGUGUGCACUCGCGUAUCUUGCCGCUUCCCUCUUCACCUACUCUGCUGUCCUCAGCCGCUGGCUGGCGAGCUUUCUGCCCAACAACGAUCCCAACGACGAUGUGCCCUUCUCGAAUUUGCACAUGAUCGCGACGGUGGCAGUCUACUUCCAUCCAGCCAAGACGCUCGGUGCGAUGAUCGAAGCCGAUCUCUACGCUCUUGGCUCCUUCCUCUAUGCCAUCGCGCUCGGUUUCUGCUCCAUGGCGGUCGCCGUCUUCUUGCACGAGACCAACCGCGUCAUCAUCUCCGACAUUAUCAGCGUGCUGGUCUUCCUCGGCUUCGGCAUGGCGCUCGUCGGCUAUGCAAAGAUCAAGGUGGCCAAGCCUCAGUUCAACACCGCCUGCUCGCUCAUCGCGAUCAUCGUCUUCACUGUCGUCGUCAAGGAGGGCUCGCUCCACCUCGGUCACUUCUCGACCGAAAAGACCUUCCAGGUCACCUUGGUCGUGCUGGUGGGCUCCCUGAUCAGCAACAUCGUCUGCUUCUUCGUCUGGCCGCAGAGCGCCACCUCCAACCUGCAAAGCGACAUCGUUCGCAAUCUGCGCGGCUUCUCGACGCUCUUGCGUGUCCUCACAAAGACCUUCUUGCUCGAAGACCCUUCCAACUUCCAUUUCAACGGCGAUCGCAUCAAGCGCGCCAUCGAUGACCACCACGACAGCUUCACCUCGCUCAAGAAGAACUUGGAAGAGGCCAAGCUCGAGUCUCUCUUCGAUCUUCGAAUGCGUGGUAUGGGUGCAAAGUAUGUCGAAGCGACCGACUCGCUCAAUCGGCUUGCACAGCAUCUCACAGGUCUUCGGAGCAGCUGUGGUCUGCAGCAUCAGAUCAUGGCAGCGCAAAGAGAGAAAGCCCGGAUUGCUCGAGAACGAGCGGAGACCACGCCAUCAGCUCAGGACGAGGAGUUCGCGACACAAGAUAGCGCAGCUACGCGUUCCAGUCGCCCUGCCUCGUCGAAGCUUUCCACGAUGUUCGAAGCUGAACCCGCGCUCCAUCCCUCCGAGAUCUACAACGAGGCCAACGCCUUCGAGGAUUUCAUCUCCAGUGUAGGACCGCACAUGCGAAGUCUCGUCUUCUCUUGCUGUCGAACGCUCAGAGGCCUGCGUUCCACUUUUGUGGCGCGCGAUGCGGGCAUCAUCGCCGAACUCAAAGCGGCUUCCCCUGCAGACCAGAGUGCAGGAGAUACUGGCACCUGGCGCGACUUUGCUGGCACUUCAACGCGCGCUUACAUACCAGGCACAAGCUUCGAUGGCUUGCACAGCGACAUCUCGAAGGCGCUGCGCCGGUUCCAGCACGAGCAGACGGUCGCGAUCAAGCGCAUCUACACCAUGGAGCCAAAGAAGCUAGCUCAGCAGAUCGGCAACGACGCGCGCAAUACGGACGUGCAGAAUAACGAGGAUGCGGUAAAAGGCCGUCUGCAGAACAAGCAGGGAGAUGAGGACGUCUUUCUCAUCUUUUUCUUUGUCUUCAAUCUGGAAGAAUUCGCCAAGGAGCUCGAAGUGCUUGUCGAAGCGCUAGAGGAGAUCCGACAGGCAGAAGAGCGGAUUGCUUUGGCGAGACAGACAUCACGAUGGAUGCGUGUCCGUCUCUUCAUGGGCACGCUGAGCGUCACGCUGUCCGACAUCGCUUCGAUGCUCGGCUGGAGAUGGGGCAAAGGUGGCAGCACGAAUGGCAAGCGUCGUCGGUUCGGCAGGACCGCCAAGGCUUCUACAGCAGCCAAAAAGAUCACGACGCCGCUCGACUUUCCCUCGAACCGACGCCACGCCGUUAACACGCACCAGACACCCAAGGCCACAACGUGGCACGACAAGCUGCAGCGACUGGUGUGGGCAGUCGGGGAAUUCUUCCGCCAGCCCGAUACAAAGUUUUCCAUCAAGGCUGGCCUUGGAAGCGCUCUACUGGCGAGCCCCGCUUUUUUCCCUUCGACACGGCCCAUCUUCACCAAAUUCCAGGGCCAAUGGGCGUGUCUCAGCUUCUUUGUGGUGCUCUCCCCGACAGUGGGUCAGUCCAAUCACAUGAGCCUGCAUCGCAUCGUUGGUACCGUCAUGGGCGCCGUUGCCGCCGUCGGGGUGUACAAGCUUUUCCCAGACAACCACAUUCUGCUGCCGAUCUUUGGCGUGCUCUUCUCGAUCCCUUGCUUCCGCUACAUUGUCGGCAAACCUCAGCUGGCCUCGAGCGGACGCUUUGUGCUCCUCACGUACAACCUGACGGCGUUGUACAGUUACAAUCUCCGCAAGACCGAGAUAGAGGUCGAGCAGAUUGCGUACCAACGUACCAUCUCGGUCACUGUGGGCGUCGUGUGGGCGACGCUGCUCAAUCAACUGGUGUGGCCGUUCGAGGCGCGACGUCAGCUUGCGCUAGGCGUGUCGGACGUGCUUUUCAAACUGGCGUGGCUGUAUCAGCGACUUGUGCUGUCGUACUCUCGAGACCUGUCGCAGGCACGGUCGCAUCGACACAGCGCACAUGGGGCGAACGACAACGAGGAUGGAGACGAGCAGACCUACGAUAGCGACGAUCGAGACGACGAAGAAGCCGCUCUACUCGGCAGAUUGGCGUCGCGGCAUGGAGACGAGUUUCAGGCAAUCGAGCUGCAUCUGCAGGUCUCGCUGAUCAAGCUGGAGGGGCUCCUGGCGCAGACCAAGAACGAGCCUCGCCUAAAAGGCCCUUUCCCAGUCGCAACCUAUCGGUCGAUGCUCUCGUGCUGUCAAAAUAUCCUCGACAAGCUGCACAGCAUGCGCUGCGUCACCACACGGCAGGACUGGUACGAGCACGUACGCCAAGAUUUUGUCGUGCCCGUCAACGGCGCGCGGAGGGACAUGGUGGGCAACGUGCUGCUCUACUUUUACACCCUCGGAUCCGCCUUCCAUCUGAAGAGCCCCGUGCCGCCGUACUUCCCACCUGCCGACCAAUGCCGGGCCAGGCUGUUGGAACAGAUUCGGGAACUGCCCGUGGUUAAGCGACGUGCAGUGCGCGGAUCGAGCGCCUACCUGCUGUUCUACUCGUACGCGUUGGCGAUGAAGGACGUGAUUCAUCAGCUGGAUGCGUUGGGGAACCUGACGCAGCAAAACUUUGGGGUGUGGGGUGGCAGCGUCGACGAGUUUGAGAGGCAGUUUGCGGCCAGCGUGGACUCGGUGGUGCCGAGUCCCUAUGCGAGCAAGAAGCCGUCGCGGACAAACAUGGCUGCCGCUGUAUGA